AUGGCUGAUCACUCGACUUGCCCGCCGCUGACCCGGCAAUCUGUACAGACUGCCCACAAACGCAUUGAACCUUACAUCUACCGAACAUCGGUAGCUACAUGCGAUACGAUCAACACCAUUGCCUGUACUCCCCAAUCCGAAAGACUUGACGGCCAGCCCGAAGGCGAUGUUGCUGAUUGUACCUCCAAGCUCAAUGUUAAGCUCUUCUUCAAGUGUGAGAACCAGCAACGAAUCGGAGCCUUCAAAGCCAGAGGUGCUUUCCAUGCCCUAGGCAGAUUGAUUGAAGAGGAGGGACUGGAAAACGUUCGCCGAAGAGGAGUAGUUACACAUAGUAGUGGAAAUCAUGCCCAAGCUCUUGCCCUGGCGGCCAGAACGCAUGGCGUCCCCGCACACAUUGUCAUGCCGACAAUAAGCACGCCGUCCAAGAUUGCCGGUACGAAGAGUCAAGGAGCGAACGUGAUCUACUCUGGCUCCACAAGCGAUGAGCGGGAAGCCGUAGUUGCGGACGUGAUGAGAGAAACUGGAGCAAGUCUUAUACCUCCGUACGAUCACCCCGAUAUCAUUCUCGGGCAGGGUACACAAGCUCUCGAACUGGAGCAGCAAGUGGCUGAUGUCCUUGUGCAACUACCUUCAUUGGGUGUCGAGGGCGGGACGAAGCUUGAUGCAAUUGUUGCGCCUAUUGGUGGUGGUGGCAUGCUAUCUGGUAUUUGCACAGCGAUGCACGGCACUGGCAUCAAGGUCUUCGGCGCAGAGCCCAAUUUCGAAGGCGCUAAUGAUGCCGAACGCGGUCUCAACGAAGGAACCAGAAUUGAAAAGGUGAAGACGCUGACAAUAGCUGACGGUCUACGGACUCCGGUGGGCAAGAUUCCAUGGUCGAUUAUCACCGACAAGGAAAAACUCCAUGGCAUCUACAGCGUGAGUGAGGAGCAAAUAAAAGCUGCAUUAAGACUCGCAAUGGAAAGGGCAAAGCUUUUCAUUGAACCAAGCGCUGCAGUGCCACUUGCUGUAGUGCUCUACAACGAGGAGUUCAGGAAGAUGGUGGCAAGAGAAGCUGGCGAUGCAGGCUGGAACAUUGGUAUCAUCCUGAGUGGUGGUAACACCACUGUGGAAGCCAUUUCCAAACUCUUCGCUGCCCCGACCAAGACUGCAGAACGUGCAGAAGCGAAAGUCGGGAUCAAUGGCGAACGAGUCGCCGAGAAUGUCGCGGGGUAG
Messenger RNA from Ramularia collo-cygni, 1212 nucleotides. RefSeq names its product related to Pyridoxal-phosphate dependent enzyme. The transcript has a single exon. The record is from RefSeq and is a predicted model, not a curated record. Gene Ontology annotation, molecular function: D-serine ammonia-lyase activity; L-serine ammonia-lyase activity; serine racemase activity. Lineage: Eukaryota; Fungi; Ascomycota; Dothideomycetes; Mycosphaerellales; Mycosphaerellaceae. Gene Ontology annotation, biological process: pyruvate biosynthetic process; L-serine metabolic process; D-serine biosynthetic process. The coding region runs from base 1 to 1212 and encodes 403 amino acids.